ACUACUGCCAGGUCUCUCUGCUCUUGGUGUCUGCAUCCAGGGCUGGGAGGGGGUCAAAUGUAUCACACUAUCGGCCCCAGGCCCACCAAGCCUGGGGAGGUGGCCACCCUUCCAUGAUGGCAUUUGGAUGUUCCCUGUGUGUGGGGAGGGCACGGGGACUCCAUUCAUAGACCACCUCUGGGACAGUGUGUCUGCCUCUGAGGUCAGACGCUCUGCACUGGGACAGCGUGGAGUGGAGGGAAACCAAGCUUGGGGCUCAUUGGAGGGGCUUGCUGGCAGACACCGCCCUUUGUGGGAAACUGACUGUGGGAGAGGGGAACCCCAACCUCUGUCACCACAUCCCUCUUCCCUGUUGUCACACCUGUCACCUGCUGCCGUAGCCAUGAGACUUCCCAAGGGUCACUGCUGCCACUCACUGCACAGCCUGGAAGGGAGUCCACAGGGGACAUACAGUGAGCAAGAGACCUGUGCCACUCAGGCCUCCUGGGGGUGUCCCCAGUGCAGCCAUGAUGAUAAUCACAGCUACCAUUCACCAAGCCCUGCCCACAGUCUAACCUACUCUAUUCACAACACUCCCAGCAGCAAGGCAAGUGAGGUGCUGCCGUCAUCCAGGCUGGACAGUUCAGUGAUUUGCCUGAGGCCCCACAGCAGGAGAACGAGAAGGCUGCCUGAUCAGAGAGUCUCUGAAGAAGAUUCUGUGGCUACAGGCUUCAGCAGAGUGUGAGGGAGACCCCGGUUAUUUCCUCAGCUGUUUCCACCAAAUCCUCCUGUCUUUCGUGGCCAACACCCCAGGCAAGGCUUGGGGCCCCCGUCUGCUGCUGGACGCAGAGCCAUGAAGAAGAAGUUAGUGGUGCUGGGCCUGCUGGCCGUGGUCCUGGUGCUGGUCAUUGUCAGCCUCUGUCUCUGGCUGCCCUCGGCCUCCAAGGAACCUGACAACCAUGUGUACACCAGGGCUGCCGUGGCCGCGGAUGCCAAGCAGUGCUUGGAGAUUGGGAGGGACACACUGCGGGACGGUGGCUCUGCAGUGGAUGCAGCCAUUGCAGCCCUGUUGUGUGUGGGGCUCAUGAAUGCCCACAGCAUGGGCAUCGGGGUUGGCCUCUUCCUCACCAUCUACAACAGCACCACUCAUGAGUCUGAGGUCAUCAAUGCCCGCGAGGUGGCCCCCAGGCUGGCCUUUGCCAGCAUGUUCAACAGCUCGGAGCAGUCCCAGAAGGGAGGGCUGUCGGUGGCGGUGCCUGGGGAGAUCCGAGGCUAUGAGCUGGCACACCAGCGGCAUGGGCGGCUGCCCUGGGCUCGCCUCUUCCAGCCCAGCAUCCAGCUGGCCCGCCAGGGCUUCCCCGUGGGCAAGGGCUUGGCGGCAGUCCUGGAAAACAAGCGGACCGUCAUCGAGCAGCAGCCUGUCUUGUGUGAGGUGUUCUGCCGGGAUAGAAAGGUGCUUUGGGAGGGGGAGAGACUGACCCUGCCGCGGCUGGCUGACACCUACGAGAUGCUGGCCAUCGAGGGUGCCCAGGCCUUCUACAACGGCAGCCUCAUGGCCCAGAUUGUGAAGGACAUCCAGGCGGCUGGGGGCAUUGUGACAGCUGAGGACCUGAACAACUACUGUGCUGAGCUGAUCGAGCACCCGCUGAACAUCAGCCUGGGAGACGCGGUGCUGUACAUGCCCAGUGCGCGGCUCAGCGGGCCCGUGCUGGCCCUCAUCCUCAACAUCCUCAAAGGGUACAACUUCUCCCGGGAGAGCGUGGAGACCCCCGAGCAGAAGGGCCUGACGUACUACCGCAUCGUAGAGGCUUUCCGGUUUGCCUACGCCAAGAGGACCCUGCUUGGGGACCCCAAGUUUGUGGAUGUGACUGAGGUGGUCCGCAACAUGACCUCUGAGUUCUUCACUGCCCAGCUCCGGUCCCAGAUCUCUGACCACACCACUCACCCGAUCUCCUACUACAAGCCCGAGUUCUACACGCCGGAUGACGGGGGCACUGCUCACCUGUCUGUCGUCGCAGAGGACGGCAGUGCUGUGUCCGCCACCAGCACCAUCAACCUCUACUUUGGCUCCAAGGUCUGCUCCCCGGUCAGUGGGAUCCUGUUCAAUAAUGAAUGGACGACUUCAGCUCUCCCAGCAUUCACCAAUGAGUUUGGGGCACCCCCCUCACCUGCCAAUUUCAUCCAGCCAGGGAAGCAGCCGCUCUUGUCCAUGUGCCCGACGAUCAUGGUGGGCCAGGACGGCCAGGUCCGGAUGGUGGUGGGAGCUGCUGGGGGCACGCAGAUCACCACAGACACUGCACUGGCCAUCAUCUACAACCUCUGGUUCGGCUAUGACGUGAAGAGGGCCGUGGAGGAGCCCCGGCUGCACAACAAGCUUCUGCCCAACGUCACGACAGUGGAGAGAAACAUUGACCAGGCAGUGACUGCAGCCCUGGAGACCCGGCACCAUCACACCCAGAUCGCGUCCACCUUCAUCGCUGUGGUGCAAGCCAUCGUCCGCACGGCUGGUGGCUGGGCAGCUGCCUCGGACUCCAGGAAAGGCGGGGAACCUGCUGGCUACUGAGUGCUCCAGGCAGACAAGGCUGACAAGCAAUCCAGGGACAAGAUACUCACCAGGAUGAGGAAGAGGACUUUGGGGGACGGGCUUCCCCUGUGAGCAGCAGAGCAGCAUAAUAAAUGAGGCCACUGUGCCAGGCUCCAGGUGGCCUCCCUGGCCUGUCUCCCCA
Homo sapiens (human) is the source of this 2705-nucleotide messenger RNA. Its product is annotated as inactive glutathione hydrolase 2. Lineage: Eukaryota; Metazoa; Chordata; Mammalia; Primates; Hominidae. Bases 833 to 2542 code for a protein of 569 amino acids. The record is from RefSeq and is a predicted model, not a curated record. The transcript is spliced from 14 exons.